Equus caballus (horse) is the source of this 593-nucleotide messenger RNA. RefSeq names its product harakiri, BCL2 interacting protein (gene HRK). The record is from RefSeq and is a predicted model, not a curated record. Gene Ontology annotation, biological process: positive regulation of apoptotic process. NCBI's taxonomy places the organism in Eukaryota, Metazoa, Chordata, Mammalia, Perissodactyla, Equidae. Gene Ontology annotation, cellular component: mitochondrion.
AAACGCACAACACAAGGAGAAACUUGGUGUCCAGGGGAGGCCCCCGGCGGCUGGAGCGCGGCGGAGGCAGGCGCGGAGGCCGGAGGCAGAGGAGGCGAGGGGCGGCCCGAGCGCGGGGAGGGAGCGAGGCGAGCGGUCAUGUGCCCGUGCCCCCUGCACCGCGGCCGCGGCCCCCCGGCCGUGUGUGCCUGCAGCGCGGGCCGCCUGGGUCUGCGCUCGUCAGCCGCGCAGCUCACGGCCGCCCGGCUCAAGGCGCUCGGCGACGAGCUGCACCAGCGCACCAUGUGGCGGCGCCGCGCGCGGAGCCGGAGGGCGCCGGCGCCCGGCGCGCUCCCCACCUACUGGCCCUGGCUGUGCGCGGCCGCGCAGGUGGCGGCGCUGGCGGCCUGGCUGCUCGGCAGGCGGAACUUGUAGGAACGCGGGGCUUCUUGGUGGGGCCGGAGCCGAGACCCAGCCGGAGCGAGCAACAGGUUGGUGAAAACCCUGUGUCCUUGGAGAAAGCUGGAUCCCGUUUUCCUGACGGGGAGCCCAGAGCUUGAAAGGCCGCAGUUGGCACUUCGAGAAGAAAGCGGAGAAUCAAGAUGUCGCCUGGA